Molecule: messenger RNA, 296 nt
Organism: Dentiscutata erythropus
Lineage: Eukaryota; Fungi; Glomeromycota; Glomeromycetes; Diversisporales; Gigasporaceae
Source: the annotation of a GenBank genome assembly
AUGUCUCAACAAUUCUUUCUAACCUCUUCAAUUGAACUAAAAGAUAAGAAGAAUUCAGCAAGCAAUUCAUAUAAACGUCAAUAUACAGAAGGUGAAAAUAUGGAACUUUUGGAUUAUUAUAUACCUGCUUACAUACUCGCUUAUGUCAUAAGCAAGACAUUGGCUCUAAAGUUUAUUUUAAGAAUAUAUUUUAAAGCAGAAGCUACUUUACUGCUUGCUUUGGCCUUUUCAUCGAUUUUAAAGUCAUAUACAUUUCAAGCUCAUUUUGCAAAAGAUGAUUCAGAAUUAUUUUAUCU